AACAAUGCCAUGAUACUUAAUAGUAAUGAUGGGGUAGAGUGCAAGGUUGGAGACCCAUAAAAUGUGUACAAUUAUAAGUUUGAGGGUUGAUUUGGAAAUCCCACCUUACAUCAACAUAUUCUAGAUCUCUAUUUCCAACAAAACACUCAAAUACCAUUAUAAUUUUAUACUAUAGUUUUCUAUACAACUUUAUUUUGUGGAAUACCUUCAUGUAGUUUAGCACCAACCAAAUCUUUUUUUAUCUUAAGGCCCAGCUCAUGAGCAGCUUUUGAAAGCUUUUACCUGCCAAUUACACUCAGACCCUUUAAAUACACUCACAUUUUAGCCUUCUUUACAAAUUGACACUCUCUCACUUCUCUUUUCUUUGGCGUUCUCUGAGUUAUUUAUUUACAGGAAUUUGGAGAGCUUUGUGGUGAAAAUCUAUAAACCUUUACUAGUAAGAUUAGCUGUUACCCAAAGAAAAGAUGGAGAAAACCAUGAAGUUUUUGUUUGCUACAAUUAUGUUGGUGAUGUUGAGUUCUCCUUUGGUAAAUGCUCAAAAAAAGAGCAAGCAUGUUCCAACCCCAACCCCGUCACCGGCCCCUGCGCCAGGACCAGCCUAUGUAAACCUGACUGAAUUAUUGAGUGUUGCUGGCCCUUUUCACACUUUCUUAAACUACCUUCAAUCUACCAAAGUCAUUGACACCUUCCAAAACCAAGCGAACGACACCGAGGAAGGCUUGACCCUCUUUGUACCCAAGGAUAGUGCCUUCUCAUCCCUUAAAAAACCUUCUUUGGCUAACCUCACCCAUGACCAGCUUAAGCAGCUGUGCCUCUUCCACGCCUUGCCACACUACUACUCUCUUUCAGAGUUCAAGAACCUUAGCAGCAUGGGGCCUGUCAGCACCUUCGCUGGUGGCGAUUACACCUUGAACUUCACUGAUGUCUCGGGUAGCAUCCAGAUGACUUCAGGGUGGAGUGUCACUAAAGUUAGCAGCAGUGUUUUCUCCACUGAACCUGUUGCUAUUUACCAGGUUGACAAGGUGCUUCUUCCUGAGGCGAUCUUUGGGACUGACAUUCCCCCUAUGCCUGCCCCAGCACCAGCUCCUGAGGCGAAAGCCCCUGUUGCUGACGCUCCUGCAGAUGUGACUGCAGAUGGAAAAUCGCCCUCGUCCUCACCCUUGAAUGCUUCAGCGUCUUGUAGAGUUGUAGCUAGCUUGGUUCUGGCACUAGCAGGGGGACUUGUCCUACUCUUGUAAGAAAGGAUAGUAUUGGUGGUUUAUAACUUAUAUGGAGUGGGUAUGUUCCCAAUAUUUCCUUUGAUUGUUUCAUCAUUCUUUUAUUCCCCCUUUUUUCUAUGAGAUAUUAUAUUGGAAACAUUGUAUGUGAAAUGUAAGAUUGGUUUUGAGUACCUUGUCUAUCAAUAUAUUUAGCUCAUUUAUGUCUUGUUCAA
This is a messenger RNA of Beta vulgaris subsp. vulgaris (sugar beet), 1432 nucleotides long. Its product is annotated as fasciclin-like arabinogalactan protein 7. The coding region runs from base 465 to 1238 and encodes 257 amino acids. Lineage: Eukaryota; Viridiplantae; Streptophyta; Magnoliopsida; Caryophyllales; Amaranthaceae. The record is from RefSeq and is a predicted model, not a curated record. The transcript is spliced from 2 exons.